Synchiropus splendidus (mandarinfish) is the source of this 4398-nucleotide messenger RNA. It is a transcript of the gene mindy2, whose product is annotated as MINDY lysine 48 deubiquitinase 2. The record is from RefSeq and is a predicted model, not a curated record. Gene Ontology annotation, biological process: protein K48-linked deubiquitination. Gene Ontology annotation, cellular component: cytosol; cell periphery. Gene Ontology annotation, molecular function: cysteine-type carboxypeptidase activity; K48-linked deubiquitinase activity; cysteine-type deubiquitinase activity. The coding region runs from base 85 to 2028 and encodes 647 amino acids. Lineage: Eukaryota; Metazoa; Chordata; Actinopteri; Syngnathiformes; Callionymidae. The transcript has 9 exons.
UCGCAGAGUUGUCAUGGCGUCUUUGGGAGCGAAGCUGCUGCUGCUGCAAUUGAGCUAAAAUCUGACGACAGGCUUCAACCCGAAAUGGAGAAUAAUGCAAACCCUCACCGGGACACUGACGGGGGCUCUUUGUGUGCCGCGAACGACGCGGGUGUGGACGACGUUGCUGUUGUCGGCGGGGAUAGAGGAGCCACGGAGAAAUGUAAGAAUAGUGAGGCUGCUCUCAGUACUUCGGUGGACGCUAGUAGUAAUAACACCACGGUUGAUGUUCCCGGUCUGCUGAACGUCAUCCCCAACGCUGGGAAGUUGGACCUACCGAACCCGAGCGAAGCCCUUCCGGUACGGGAGAGCGGAAAAGCCACCGAAGCGAGCGGGGAUGUGAUCAGUAACGGGAUGGGGAAUGGCUGUGUAGUGGCUGCAGGAGAUAACGAGGGUGGUGCCUCAAAGUUAGUAAACAACAAAAGCGACGACUCCACCGCAUCUCCAGCUGGAAACAGCUCUGGCGCUCCGGUGGACGUCCCUGCCUGUAAACAAAGUGGUGCCGCUAAACUUGCCAAACCGACCGAUCUGUGUCCGGACUCGACAAUCACAGCGGCACCAGCCAAGUCCCGCGAUCCAACCCCGUCGGAAGGCUUGCCGAGUGGGAGUGACCCCGAUCCCAGCCUCGGUGGGGAGUCACGUAGCCUGGAGUCACUCGAGUCUUUCUCCAACCUGAACUCCUGCCCUAGUUCCGACCUGAACAGCGAUGGUCUGGAGGACCGGGGGCUCGCACUUGCCCUGCAGAACGAGUACGAAGUGGAUGGAGCCAAGGCAGCGAGCAGCAAGGACCGGGCCGCUGGACAGUCCAUAUACCACAUCAAGUGGAUCAAGUGGAGGGAGGAGAACACACCCAUCAUCACCCAAAACGAGAACGGCCCGUGUCCACUCCUGGCUAUUAUGAAUGUGCUUUUGCUGGCGUGGAAGGUUAAGAUCCCCCCUAUGAUGGAAAUUAUUACGGUGGAGCAGCUAAUGGAAUAUCUUGGGGACUAUAUUCUGGAAACCAAACCAAAAGAGAUAUCGGAAACCCAGAGGCUAAACUAUGAGCAGAACAUGAGCGACGCCAUGGCGAUACUGCACAAGCUCCAAACUGGCCUGGAUGUCAACGUGAAGUUCACUGGGGUGCGGGUCUUUGAGUACACCCCAGAGUGCAUAGUUUUUGACCUGCUGGAUAUUCCUCUCUACCAUGGAUGGCUGGUUGACCCCCAGAUGCAGGACAUUGUCAAGGCAGUAGGCAACUGCAGCUACAAUCAGCUGGUGGAGAAGAUCAUCUCCUGCAAACAGUCGGACAACAGCGAGCUGGCAGGAGAAGGUCUGGUCGCAGAGCAGUUUCUGAGCAGCACUGCAACACAGCUAACGUACCACGGUUUAUGCGAACUCACUUCCACUGUGCAGGAGGGAGAACUCUGCGUGUUCUUCAGGAAUAACCACUUUAGCACCAUGAUUAAAUAUAAGGGCCAGCUGUACCUCUUGGUGACCGACCAAGGUUUCCUGACCGAAGAGAAAAUCGUUUGGGAGAGCCUUCACAAUGUUGACGGGGACGGCAAUUUCUGUGACUCUGAAUUUCGGUUAAGGCCCCCGUCCGAUCCAGAGACUGUGUACAGGGGACAGCAGGAUCAAAUAGACCAGGACUACCUGAUGGCGCUGUCGCUGCAGCAGGAGCAGCAGAGUCAGGACGUCCAGUGGGAGCAGCUUCCUGAGGGCAUGAGCGACAUGGAGCUGGCGAAAAAGCUCCAGGAAGAGGAGGACAGGCGAGCAUCCCAGUACUACCAGGAGCAGGAGCAGGCGGCAGCUGCAGUGGCUGCACAGGGGCACCAGGAGCCUGCUGCUGGGUACGAGGCCGCCCAGGCAGCAGCAGGAGCCGCCGGAGCUCCGUCCGGCUCCAGUGCGGCGGCUGCCAAUGCCACACCUAGCCCCGGGAAACAAUCUUCCAGCGGCGAUCGCAAGGCCAAGAAAGAGUCGAAGGAUAAAGACAAAUGUGUCAUUUUGUAACAUACGGCCGUCUGUCUGUGCGAGUGUGUCUUGUGUUAUCAGAAAAGUGGACGGCUCUUUUUUCCAUACGCCAAGCUGACUUAGAAAAACAAAAAAAAGAAGGGAAGAAGUCAUUUGAGGAAGGAUGCAAGGAUCUGCUGUUCCCAAACCACUGGUGCCUGCUAUCCUCUAUCCUCAGCGGAACCUGGACAUCAGAGGAAGGGACGUGACAACUACCCCUUAUCUUUGAUAAAGUUAUAACCAAACUUUCUUACAAGUUGCACAGUGCACUAUAUUUGUGAUGUGGGGGAGGUUUAUUAGGGCGGAAUCUUUUAUAGCAAAGGAGACGCACCAUGAAGGUCACACACACACACUUGCCAUGUUUCUGUUCAAAAAUGUUCUCAUUUCAUGUUUUUUUUUCUUUGUACGACUGCAACUUGUUUUGUAUCCAGCGUUAACAGAAGGCGUUUCUUUCAUUUUUGUAGCGUUGUUUGAUGCCAAGUCACUUUUUUACCCAUCUGUCUUUUUUUUUUUUAAAAGGGAUCCGUGUCCUUCAUAGCCGGACAGACAUUAUGUCUCAUCAGUUUCUGUUCCUCCGAGUCACGACGACCCUACGCACAUUUCAGAGUUUGUUGCCAGAUUGCUGACAGAUACCGUUGGUUUGUAAACAUGUGAGUCACUCCAUGUGACCGGUUCAGAUUUGCCUUACCAGAUAUGCGUGCUCUUCUUCAGUUUGAAUACGACUGAAUGUUGUUUUCUUCUCCGUGUCUGAAACACUAACUUACCACUGCUUCGGAAAUGAGCUACAUUUCAUGUAUUUUUCUAUUUAUCCCUCACCUCCACCAACAAGGGACGCUCCAUUUGAAGAGAGAUGCUUGGAAGCGUUGUUUUUCUUUGACUGGUUGUUCCCUUGCUGAGCUUGCAGUUCUCCGUUAUCAUGUCCUCAGAAUAUUUUCUUUUUUUUUGCUAAAUGAAGCUGCCACAUUUAAAGUCGUCUUCUACUUAUUUAAAUUAAAAAAAAGAAACUAAAGCUUUAUGGUGGAGCUCUUACCUCGAGGAAACUGACCUGAAAGAGGUGAAGUGGAGACCUUGUCGAGGCUAAAGCCUCCGUGCAAUUUCUUUCAAUCAUUUUCAGCUGAAUUUGACUCUUUAGCCCUCUUGUGUGAGUACUACAAAUCGAUGUACAUAGUCACCUCAUCCACUGUGGUUGUAUGUGGUUUGUGCUGUUGUGUGACAGAAGGUGAGACAAACCUUUCUAUCAAACAUUCCAGUUGGAUGCCUUGAUACCUAGUCUUUUCAAUAGCAAGGACAGUCUUGUCCUAAAGUGAGGAAAACCCACCUGAAAUUUCAAAAUGAAAACUGAAUGAUGAACAGCUCAACACUUCUUCUUUCAUCUUCUUUCUGGCUCCAAAAGCUGCAGCUUGACCGCGAGUCACUGGUGGAUGCGGAGACGGUCUCCAUGCUGGUUCAGGGUCAAGGUCAAGCUGAAGAUGUGGCUACUGUCGUGUGUGCAGUUGAGAACGAUGACCCGAGGCUUUCGGAUUGGAGUCGGCACUGAGUUUCCUCUAUUGCUCAUCUUCAUUUCACUUUCAUUCUUCUUGAUCUAGUCAGUUCCCCCCGACAGACGUCUCUAGCCUCCAACACCAAGUCUGUAGUGGACGUUUUUUUGAGGGCAUUUGCAUUUGGCCGACAUCCAUCUGCAUCUGCCAAUCCCAGGUUGUCUUUAAACCUACCACCCUGGUGCUCGUGCCCCCCCCCCCCUUGUCCUCUAGCGUUCCAGUUUUUUUUAGGGAUGGAAGGUCAUUGCAGAUGUCGCUGUUUCGGAUCCUUGUUCACCUGCUUCCUCCCGUUCGUGCUUCCUGGCCUGCGACACAGCAGUCAUUCCCCUGAAGAUGCCACAACACAGUCAGUUUUGUUGUGGCGCCUUAAGACUUUUCAUCUGCCAUGUAAAAGGAGAAGAAAGGGAAGAGGGGAAGAGACAGUCUCAAUCGCAGGCCACAAAAAAUGACAAGUUUUUACAAGCCCAGUGACGCCCCUCCUGCUUCCGGUGUUAUGAGAAGCUGAUGUUCUAAAACAAGUGUCACUUCAAACGGAUUACUUUUUAAUCCGAGCUACCUGCAGAUGAUUACCUUAAGACAAAAAAAGGAAAUUGGUUGGAAAGACAUUCUCAUUUCUUUCCUCACAUUUUGGUUGUGAACUUUGUUCACUCUAAAAUACAUGAAUCAGAGGAGCGUCUGUGUUGACUGGUAUCUUUGACGUGGUGGUGGGAGUCAAUGCUGUCAUGUUUGUAUGUCGAUGCAAUGGUUGUUGGACUGGGUAGCUGUUGUACUUGUGUUCUGCACUGUUAACAGUAAUGUGCACCUACGGAUAAGAUACAUACCUCAUUUUAUA